AUUCGAAUAGGAGGAAGAAGACACCAUCCUCAUCAACAUCAUCAUCUACCAUUAGCAACAGAUUUUCCAUUUGAGCAAUAUCCCUCAUCAGAUCCUCCCGUGAAUGAUCCAUUCAAUCAACCUUCACAGAAUUUCAGCAGCAACCGAUGGUACAAGAGGAAUGGGCAUUUCUAGCAAGUCUGGAGCAGGAAUAUGGCACAAAUCAUCCAUUUUUCUACGUUUGUCGGUUCAUGGAUGCUCUGAAGAUGGCUCAAGAAGAGCACAAGUUCAUUUUCCUGUACUUGCAGUCCCCUGAGCACCAAUUCACUCCCUUUUUCUGCAGGGAGACUUUAGGUUCUGAGCUGGUUGUUCAGUUUCUUGAUGCAAAUUUCAUUAGCUGGGGAGCACUUGCAAACAGAGGGGAGGGGUUCCAUUUGGCUUCAACAUUAAGGGUCUCCAACUUCCCAUUCUGUGCUGUGGUUGCUCCAGCUUCUGCUGGCAAUUUAGCAGUUCUGCGACAGAUUGAAGGUCCAGUCUCCCCUGCUGAAUUGGUGGAGAUACUACAAAGGACCAUGGAGGAGCAAGGACUGGCAUUUGACAGUGCAAGGGCCAACGAGGAAGAAAAAAGAAGAGCAGAUCGUAAAUUGAGAGAAGAACAAGACGUUGCCUAUGUUACAGCCCUCCAGAGAGAUCAGGAGAAGGAAAAGCUCAGGAGUUUCGCUUCAGAACAAAGAGUUUCAAAAGCUGCAAGUGCCUCCAAUUCAUCUAAUCAAGAAAAAACCAAGCCACUUCCUCUAAAGCAGCAAAACAACCAAAUCAAGGAUGGCCCAAGAGCAGGAGGAGCUAUGCAUAAAGGAAAUGCUCAAGAAACCAAGAUAUUGAUAAGGUUUCCAAAUGGGGAGAGAAGGGAACACAGCUUCUUGAGCACAGACAAGGUUCAAGCAAUUUUUAGGUACAUUAAUUCAUUAGGCUUGCCUGGAGUUGGCGGCAAUUACAGGCUAAUUUCUAACUUCCCAAGAAAGGUGUUUAGUGUUGAUCAGAUGGGAAUGACGCUGACAGAGGCAGGCCUCCAUCCAAAAGCUAGCAUGUUCUUGGAGCUUCUUUGACCAUAGAAGUUUCUUUUCCUUGUGCUUUUGUAUCCAUGACCAUCUGAAAGAAAUAUCGAAGAUGAAAAGAAAAGCUCGUGCAAAAGACUAGUUCUUAGAUAGAAGAACGUUUAGGCUGAAGUGGCUCAGGGUAACUACUGCUUUGGUGCUUGUCCUCUUCCAAAGGAUCCACCAAAUACAGUAACUAAUCCUGGACACUGAGCUAAUAAGACAGUAAAUAAUCCUGGCCAUGAAACUAAUUUAAGAUUAGU
Messenger RNA from Coffea arabica (coffee), 1336 nucleotides. NCBI's taxonomy places the organism in Eukaryota, Viridiplantae, Streptophyta, Magnoliopsida, Gentianales, Rubiaceae. The record is from RefSeq and is a predicted model, not a curated record.